AUGAAGUCCGUGGCGCCCCGGACCCUCCUCCUGCUGCUCGCGGGGGCCCUGGCCCUGACCGAGACCCGGGCGGGCUCCCACUCCCUGAUGUAUUUCCACACCGCCGUGUCCCGGCCCGAACUCGGGGAGCCCCGCUUCUUCGCCGUGGGCUACGUGGACGACACGCAGUUCGUGCGCUUCGACAGCGACGCCGAGAACCCGAGAGUGGAACCGAGGACAGAAUGGAUACAGCAGAUAGAGCCCGAGUACUGGGACCGGCAGACACAGAUCUCCAAGAACAACGAACAGAUGAACCGCGUGAACCUUCAGACCGCGCUCCUCUACUACAACCAGAGCGAGGCCGGCUCUCACACCUUCCAGAGGAUGUCCGGCUGCGAGGUCGGGGCGGACGGGCGCCUCCUCCGCGGGUACCGGCAGUAUGCCUAUGAUGGCACGGACUACAUUGCCCUGAAUGAGGACCUGAGCUCCUGGACCGCGGCCGACACGGCGGCUCAGAACACCAAGCGCAAGUGGGAGGCGGAGGGUGUUGCUGAGCAAGACAGGGCCUACCUGGAGGGCGAGUGCGUGGAGUGGCUGCGCAGAUACCUGGAGAUGGGAAAGGACACUCUGCAGAGAGCAGACCCACCCAUAACACAGGUGACUCACCACCCAGUCUCUGACCAGAAGGCCACCCUGAGGUGCUGGGCCCUGGGCUUCUACCCCAAGGACAUCACACUCACCUGGCAGCGCGAUGGGGAAGACCUGAACCAGGACAUGGAGCUGGUGGAGACCAGGCCUACAGGGAACAGAACCUUCCAGAAGUGGGCAGCUGUGCUGGUGCCUUCUGGAGAGGAGCAGAGAUACACGUGCCAUGUGGUGCAUGAGGGGCUGCCUGAGCCCCUCACCCUGAGAUGGGAGCCUCCUCAGCCCACUGUGCCCAUGUGGGGAGUUGUCAUCAUUGCAGCCGUCCUGGUAGUUGUGGUCAUUGGAGCUGUGAUGAUGAUUAGGAGGAAGUGCUCAGGUGGGAAACGAGGGAUCUACACUAAGGCUGCAGUGUGAGACAACCGCCUUGUUGGGACAGACCUGCUGAAGUCCUCAUCUUGGUUUUCUUCAAAAAGCCCUGCCCUCCCUUCCUGCCAAGGCAGCUGAGUGUGUUCCUGUGGGCACAGUGUGAGGUGGGAGCCUGGCCCUCCCAGCCCAGCACGGGCACCUCUGACCCUGUCUCAAGUCAGGUGCAUCUGCUGCAGCUUCAUCCUACACUGUACAAUUCAUUUUUAACAAUUCCAAUCACCAGGUG
Molecule: messenger RNA, 1276 nt
Organism: Ochotona curzoniae (black-lipped pika)
Lineage: Eukaryota; Metazoa; Chordata; Mammalia; Lagomorpha; Ochotonidae
Product: patr class I histocompatibility antigen, B-2 alpha chain-like
Exons: 7
Coding region: 1-1038 (345 amino acids)
Biological process (GO): positive regulation of T cell mediated cytotoxicity; antigen processing and presentation of endogenous peptide antigen via MHC class I via ER pathway, TAP-independent; immune response
Cellular component (GO): external side of plasma membrane
Molecular function (GO): signaling receptor binding; peptide antigen binding
Source: RefSeq, a predicted model, not a curated record